Ascoidea rubescens DSM 1968 is the source of this 1446-nucleotide messenger RNA. It is a transcript of the gene DUG1, whose product is annotated as metallodipeptidase. Gene Ontology annotation, biological process: proteolysis. Gene Ontology annotation, molecular function: metallodipeptidase activity. Bases 1 to 1446 code for a protein of 481 amino acids. The record is from RefSeq and is a predicted model, not a curated record. The transcript has a single exon. Lineage: Eukaryota; Fungi; Ascomycota; Saccharomycetes; Ascoideales; Ascoideaceae.
AUGUCGACAGAUUCUAAAAUAUCAAAGCUAUUUUCGACGAUUGAUGACUUAAAGCCAUCUUUUAUUGAUAGAUUGUCAAAAGCUGUAUCAAUCAAAUCAGUUUCUGGAGAUGAAACCUUGAGACCAGAGGUGUUUAAAAUGGCUACCUUUCUUAAGGAUGAACUAAUCAAACUUGAUGCAACAGAUGUUCAAUUAAAGGACUUGGGAAUUCAACCUCCUCCUGUAUCAAUUUCUAACUUACCUUUGCCACCAAUUGUGUUGGCAAAAUUUGGAAAUGAUCCACAAAAAAAGACUUUGCUAAUCUAUGGUCAUGCUGAUGUCCAACCUGCACAAAUUGAAGAUGGAUGGAACUCUGAUCCAUUCACUUUAGUUGUCGAUGAAGAAAACGACAAGUUGAUUGGAAGAGGUUCCACAGACGAUAAAGGUCCGGUUAUGGGCUGGUUGAAUGUAAUUGAAGCUCAUAAAAAAUUAGGCAUUGCUUUACCUGUUAAUUUAAUCUGUUGCUUUGAGGGCAUGGAAGAAAGUGGUUCAUUGGGUUUAGAUCAAUUGAUUAAAGAUGAAGCAAAAGGAUAUUUCAAAAAUACAAACGAUGUAUGCAUUUCCGAUAACUAUUGGCUUGGAACUAAAAAGCCAGUAUUGACUUAUGGUUUAAGAGGCUGUAAUUAUUACCAAAUUAUAGUAAAGGGUCCUGGUGCUGAUUUACAUUCGGGUAUUUUUGGAGGCUGUAUAGCAGAACCAAUGACUGAUUUAAUUCAAAUCAUGUCAACAUUGGUUGACAAUAAAGGGAAUAUUUUGAUUCCUGGUAUCAAAGAAAUGGUUGCUCCUGUUACUGAAACUGAGGAAAAGUUAUAUGAAGAAAUUGAAUUUGAUGUUGAUGAACUAAAUGCAGCAUCAGGAUCAAAGACAUCAUUGUUUUCAUCUAAAAAGGAUAUUUUGAUGCAUAGAUGGAGGUAUCCAUCAUUAUCGUUACAUGGAAUUGAAGGUGCUUUUAGUGGAUCUGGUGCUAAAACUGUUAUUCCAUCAAAAGUUAUUGGGAAGUUUUCCAUUAGAACUGUUCCUAAUAUUGACUCCAACAAAUUAACUAAAUUGGUUAUAGAAUUUGUUAAUCGUAAGUUCAAAGAGUUGAAUUCAUUAAAUGAAUGUAAAUGCGAAUUAAUUCAUGAUGGGGAUUAUUGGGUGAGCGAUCCAUUCAAUAAAAGUUUUAGAGCAGCAUCAAAGGCUACAAAGAAAGUUUGGGGAGUUGAGCCAGAUUUUACAAGAGAAGGAGGGUCGAUUCCAAUUACGUUGACAUUUGAAAACGAAUUGAAAAGUAAUGUCUUAUUGCUACCAAUGGGAAAGGGAGAUGAUGGAGCCCAUUCGAUCAAUGAAAAGUUAAAUAUUUCGAAUUAUAUCCAAGGUACUAAAACUUUAUGUGCGUAUUUACAUUAUUAUGGAGAAAGUGAAUGA